AGUACACAGCUUAGCUCCUCGGCUGUAUGUUUGUUUCACGAAUUCGGGCCACAAAAGCAAAGAUAUAUUUGAAAUCCUUGGAAAACGUACGAUCACACGUAUUUUUUAGCGUGUUUGCUACUUUAAAAGUAGGCAUUUUUUAGAUGUCAGUACGCAUCCAUUGCAAAUAUCGCGCAUACUAAUAAACGUAAAGUGACAACAGCGGAAGUAGUCUUUUCAAGGCUGUACAUUUGUUCCAAGCACAGUUCCAAGACUUUGGCCCAAAUAAAAUAGCAUCUUCGUAGUCUAAACUUGAUCUUUACAACGACACCAAACACGUGUGUAUUUUAUUGUACUCUUUAUGUCACAGAAAUUACGUCACAAUAGCAUUUUUUAUUUUGGUUCUGGUCUGAAUCGUUUCAGCAUAUUACGUAAAUCUUAAUGUUGCAUUACACCUUAUUUAUGGCAGAAUAUGGAAGAACGAAAAUUGUGAAAUGUAACGUGGUGAUCUCUAAAUGGAUCCUUUGUUGCUCAAUAAUACUAGCACUGACUCCUCUAUGUUUGUGUGAGAUGGAUUUAUUUAAUCUUAUUGGCACACAGCCUAAAACGUAUAGUGGUGGCGAUCCUUGUUUAGAUUUUGACGUUGGCCAUUUUUCUGACGAAGAAUCCGCACAUAAAGUUAGAUUUGGUACGAAGGGUUGGACAUCUAAUGAAUUAUGGAAUGUUGGCGAAAGAAAAGCCUCCGUAGACAUCUUCUCCCUUGGGUGUGUCUAUCAUUUUGUCAUCACACGAGGUGGUCAUCCUUUUGGUGUAUUAACUGACCUAGAUAGUUGCCAAGACAACAUCUGUUCUAAGGAGAACAAUUUCAAUCUUGAUGACAUAAAUGAGCAUUAUAAGGAAACGCCAUAUCUGGCAAGUUUGGCUCGGGAUUUGAUAUCAAAAAUGAUUUCUUUCUAUCCUGUUGAAAGACCGGAAGCCCUUGACGUUUUACAUCAUCCUUUAUUAUGGACCAGUAAAGAUAGGUUGAGUUUUUUUGAUGAGCUUGGGAAAAUUGUAGAAGAAAAAAAAGAUGCAAGGAUCGUUGCCUUUAAAGAAAAACUGGAAAGGGGAGCUGCCAAUGUAUUUGGGAAAAGUUGGAAAGUAAAAGUAGACAAAGCCCUUCGAAGUGAUUGUGAGAAAUAUGACGAGGAUAAGAUGCACACCCUACUAAGAGUAAUUCGUAACAAAAUACAGCACAUUAAAACCCUUGGUCCAAAACUAAAGGAAAUUUUCUCAUAUAAUAGUGAUGGAGUGGUUGAUUAUUUUCUUUUGUGUUUUCCUGAAAUUUUGCUUUACACAUACUCUAUUGCAAGAGAACAUGAUUUGUCUCUUUUACCCACGCCCCGUCUGUGAUGUAAUCAAUUUGAAUUAUGAAUGUUAUCGGCCGUGUUCUGAAAGCUCA
Messenger RNA from Xenia sp. Carnegie-2017, 1420 nucleotides. RefSeq names its product serine/threonine-protein kinase/endoribonuclease IRE1-like. Gene Ontology annotation, biological process: intrinsic apoptotic signaling pathway in response to endoplasmic reticulum stress; IRE1-mediated unfolded protein response; mRNA processing. The transcript has 3 exons. Gene Ontology annotation, molecular function: ATP binding; RNA endonuclease activity; protein serine/threonine kinase activity. Gene Ontology annotation, cellular component: IRE1-TRAF2-ASK1 complex. NCBI's taxonomy places the organism in Eukaryota, Metazoa, Cnidaria, Anthozoa, Malacalcyonacea, Xeniidae. Bases 421 to 1371 code for a protein of 316 amino acids. The record is from RefSeq and is a predicted model, not a curated record.